Molecule: messenger RNA, 1199 nt
Organism: Hordeum vulgare subsp. vulgare (domesticated barley)
Lineage: Eukaryota; Viridiplantae; Streptophyta; Magnoliopsida; Poales; Poaceae
Product: EPIDERMAL PATTERNING FACTOR-like protein 5
Exons: 2
Coding region: 350-682 (110 amino acids)
Biological process (GO): guard cell differentiation; stomatal complex development
Source: RefSeq, a predicted model, not a curated record
CCCCUCUCAUCUCCUCUCUCUCUCUUUCUCUCUGCUCAGAGCCCGCACGGUCCAUGACUACUCCGUGCGUGCGUGCGGAUUGACUCGCGCGCGCACACAAACGCCACUCCACUCCCUCCCGUCCGCGUCACCCCCCCUCGUGCACCGCAGCAGCGGCAGCGGCAGCGGCAUUCAGCGCCCGUCUCGCUCUGCUUUCUUGCUUUGCUUCGCUUCGCUUUCUUCUCCAUCCUGCUCCCCCCCCUCGCCGCCCGCGGCCUGUCCUCGAGCUAGCCGGCGCCGGCCGCUCGGUGGGCGGCGUGGGUGAUACGGGGAUCCUGUGACCUAGCCGAGCGGACACGCUCGGCCACCCAUGGCCUGGGCGAGCCGCCGCGGGCUCAUCCUCCUCCACCUCCUCUUGCUCGCCGCUGCCCUCGGUGGGUGCGCCGCGACAAGCCGGGGGAGCGCCGGCGGGGGCGGUGAAGCAUCACUCGAGCGGUACUCGUGGGGGGACCCUGCGGAGACGGCGCGGCGGAGGGAGCUGGUGGGCCCGGGCUCAUCGCCGCCGACGUGCCAGAGCCGGUGCGGGAGGUGCCACCCGUGCCGGCCGGUGCACGUGGCCAUCCAGCCCGGCGUCAGCUUCCCGCUCGAGUACUACCCGGAGGCCUGGCGCUGCAAGUGCGGCGACAGGCUCUUCAUGCCAUGACCCGUCCGUCUGCACGUAUAUGUAUGCCCCCUUCAUGCCCUGACGCUGCCCCCGGCUCGGCCCGCCAUUACGGCCGCUUCACUUCGCCCACGGGAGCUAGCUCUUCAAGGCCACGUGUGCGCGCGCAAGGCCAGGGCUCCAGCACUCGCACGCCGACGAGAGAGAUCUAGCUAGAGAAGAAGAAGAAGAGGAGGAGGGAGUAGAGCACGGAGAGAUGGAUGGAACCAUGGAAAAGGAACCAGAAAUUGGAGGCUUCUUCGAUGUAUGUAAUAACAUUGUUCAGUUGUUGGAGAUUUUAACGAGUGUGAUGUGGUAAUUAGCUAGCCGGUCGUGCCUUGUUGGGUCCGAAGAGGCGGGGAGAUGGAUCGAGAUGUGUUGGUUGAUUCUCACUCUCUCUCUCCUUCUCUCUGGUUCUCCCCCUUCUCCUUCUGCAGUCGCCAAGCCAGUUUACCGUUUUGAGGAGUGAUUUUCCAGCUACUUUUCGUCAAUCUAUGCUGGGAUGUUUUCUCCUGGAAAA